Messenger RNA from Fusarium sp. VM40, 432 nucleotides. NCBI's taxonomy places the organism in Eukaryota, Fungi, Ascomycota, Sordariomycetes, Hypocreales, Nectriaceae. The record is from the annotation of a GenBank genome assembly.
AUGCCUGGUGGAAAGGGAAAAUCUUCCGGCGGAAAGAGCUCUGGCGGCAAGACGAGCGCUACCGAGGGCAACAAGAAGCAGCAGAGUCACUCUGCGCGCGCCGGUCUUCAGUUCCCUUGUGGCCGUGUCAAGCGUUUCCUCAAGCAGAACACUCAACAGAAGAUGCGCGUGGGAGCCAAGGCUGCCGUCUACGUUACAGCUGUUCUUGAGUACCUGACUGCUGAAGUCUUGGAGUUGGCAGGCAACGCUGCAAAGGACCUCAAGGUCAAGCGUAUUACACCCCGCCACCUCCAGCUUGCCAUCCGUGGUGAUGAAGAGCUCGACACUCUCAUCCGUGCGACAAUUGCCUACGGUGGUGUGUUGCCACACAUCAACCGUGCUCUGCUGCUCAAGGUUGAACAGAAGAAGAAGGCCAAGGCUCUUGAGGGUUAA